AUGUCUGGAUACUCCUCUGCUGGAGACAAAGUGAAGUACGCCAAGGGUCACCUUCUGGCUUCGCUUUCAAUACUGCACGACGCAGGUGAAAUUGAUGGAGAGCGGUACGCUGCGAUCCUGAGCCUCCUCAAUCACGAUGAGGACCUCCAUCCCACUGGUAGCACAGCCAGCAGUACUGCAGUCAAUAGCCCGGCAAAGCAGCGCUGUACUCCUGGUAGCAGUAUCGCCGGUUCUGUCGAGUCCUCCAAGCUGGACAAGAAUAAUGCCCAGCUCGAGAAUCGAGAGUAUUCGCCACUGAUUUGGCCCGGAUAUGAGAUUGCCACUUCGACGUCGACCCGCGAGAGAACACUGAGCGAUAUUCCGGCACUGACGCCUACACGUCUCUAUGAGCAGUCGCCCGAGCAUGAGCAGCGUUCCAGUUCCAGCUCUGCAAAAGCCAAGACACUGCAGUCGGCUAAUUCUUUGCCAUUGAGUACCAAGGGGACCCCCGAGUCGAGCCCUCGCAGCAGCCAUGCCCUCAGCCUCGCCCUUCACGCGCACAUCUCGCCUUCUGAGGGCAUCGGCGGCAGCGUCUUGAGCAGCGCCCCAAGCACCAUCCGCCGCAGCCAUGCUCAGACGAAUCUGCGCUACUCGAUGACCGUGGCACAGGAGGACCCUUCUACUCCUGUUCAUCAGCAAGAUGCCCACGCGCCCUCGCCGACCCCCGCGAAGCACAUUGACUCCACGCCCCGCGUGCGAGAGCAGUAUUCGGACUUCCCGAAGCUCAUCGCUAUCAGCGACACCAGCGAGGGCCGGUACGACCAGCAGGCCGACUACCGCGCCAUCCAGUACGAGCACGCUGCUACGGCACAGAAUGACGUCUUUUACGACCCUCCGCCUACCGCCACCAGCAUGACCUCCAGCAUCGCCACGUCGAUCAUGUCUUGGAACCAGGCGGAGAUCCAAGCCCGCCAGGCGGCCAAGGCAGAGGACCAGGCCUCGCGCAGCAACACCUCCAUUCAUAACCAGCACCAGCACCACCAGCAUGGCUCGCUGCCGCCGCGCCAGCAGGAGCGGCAGCAGGAGGAGGCCGAGGGUCCCGCUGCAGCAUCGACCUGGACCUCAGGCCCGGUGCGCGAGUCCCGCCCCCACAACAAGCUGCACCGCUCGCCCGCGGGCCACCAACGCCGCACGCCGUCGCCGGAGAGCCGGAGCGCGAUGCUGUGGCCGCGAUGGCCGUACCUGCCGCGGCCGCGGGCGGCGGAGCGGGCCAAGGUGGUGUGCCCGUUCUGGGUGGCGCGGCUGCCGUGCCGGUUCAGCGUGUGCCCGCUGCAGCACUGCUACCCGCCGGGCGCCAUCGUGCAGCGCCUAAUCUGCCCGGACUGGCUGGGCGUGCCCGGCCGGCGCGCCGGCGCGGGCUGCCGCUUCGCCUGGGACGAGUGCGAGUGGGCGCACUUUGACUGCCUGCACGGCCAGUGGGCCAAGGUGGACGUCGUGGAGAGGUUGAAGGAGCGCGCCAAGGAGAAGAGGGAUGUGGAUCGUCUCUGA
Messenger RNA from Neoarthrinium moseri, 1527 nucleotides. RefSeq lists its product as uncharacterized. The record is from RefSeq and is a predicted model, not a curated record. The coding region runs from base 1 to 1527 and encodes 508 amino acids. The transcript has 2 exons. NCBI's taxonomy places the organism in Eukaryota, Fungi, Ascomycota, Sordariomycetes, Amphisphaeriales, Apiosporaceae.